Messenger RNA from Portunus trituberculatus (swimming crab), 4560 nucleotides. RefSeq names its product neurotactin-like (gene Nrt). The transcript is spliced from 8 exons. The record is from RefSeq and is a predicted model, not a curated record. The coding region runs from base 209 to 2419 and encodes 736 amino acids. NCBI's taxonomy places the organism in Eukaryota, Metazoa, Arthropoda, Malacostraca, Decapoda, Portunidae.
UUGGCUGAGGGCGGCUGUGUCACUAGUGUGGAGGCAACAGCGUGACGGGGAGGGUGUCUGCCGCCGAGGAGUGUCACGUUGCUAACAGUGGGGUCAGGUGAUGGCGGAGGUCAUGUCAGGGUAGCCAUGUGUCACGGGACCGGUUGUAGGAGGCGGCUCAGGGUUCCGACACCGCCCUAGCUACCCCAGUGCCGCCACGACCACCAAGAUGUCCGGGCUGCCUGUGGUGGGGCGGUACGUGACUCGCAGCUGGAGUAGCGGGUCGGGGGCGGGGACUGAGCGGCGGCAGGCGUCCCCCAGCCCCCGCCAGCCCCGCUCCACCUGGAGACUGCCGGCCUUCUUCAGGAGACGGCUGGAGAUUGCACAGCGUGGCGGGGGGCGCGUGGGCAGCACUGGGCCGGGGGACAGCGAGGGGGGCGUGGCGGUGACGGAGGAGGCGUUCAAGGACACGAAGGACCCCCAGCACACUUUAAAGGACCCCAGGAAGGACCCCAUGCGAGAGUCCACCAGCACAGACCCCAUCAAGGACUUCGAAGCCACGCCCUCUCCCUACGAUGAGCCAGAGAUACAUGACGUCGGGGUGCGCGAGCCUCGGUACCUGGACUUGUUCGACCCUGGAGUGUCAGUAGUGAGGGACCCCAAGCUGGAUCUGCCGCCCGCCCAGCCCAAGAGUCGUGCCCGCUCCCUCCUUGCCGCCUGUCUCGCCUCGCUCGCCUCCACCAGAGUUGUUGUCUGUUGCAGCGUGGUGUUGGUGGUGCUGGUGGUGGUGAUCGUUGCUCUGGCCUCCACCUCGCGCCACGCCUUCCCUCAGGACCCUCGCAUCCAGCCCCCGUAUGUCACCACCGUUACCACCUGUGGGUUUGUCCAGGGGAUGGUGGACGGUGGAGCAUUCGUGUUCCGCGGUGUUCCGUACGCUGUGCCGCCUGUUGGAGAGCGUCGCUUCAGGCGGUCUCAGCCACACAGCAAGCUGGAGGACUGCUGGACCGGCACCUACCUGGCCAACGUGACGCGGCCAUGCUGGGGCUACGACAGUCAGGGCGGCGUGGUGCAGGGCUUCGAGGACUGCCUGCUGCUGGAUGUGUUCACGCCACAGCUGGGUUACGACACGCCCCUCCCGGUGGUGGUGGUGGUGGGUGGCGCCAGCCUUGGUGGUGAUGCGCAGCGGCCGUGGAUGGUGAGCAAGGCGGCCCAGCUGGUGCAGGACCGCCACGUGGUGGUGGUGUCGCCGCAGUUGCGCCGCGGACCCUUUGGUUUCUUCCCACACCCCGCAGUGGCAGCCGCCACCUACCCACACACCGCGGGGAACCAGGGCGCCUCGGACCUGCUGGCGGCGCUGACGUGGACGCGGCACAACGUGGAACACUUCGGUGGUGAUCCCACACAGGUGACUCUGCUGGGCCACAGAGCGGGGGCGGCGCUGGCCUGGCCACUGCUGUCAUCCCGCAGCGGCCGGGACCUGGUUCACUCCGCCUGGCUGAGCGGCGCGGCGCCGCACCACCCCACACUCUCCUGGCGGGACGCUGACCCAGCCCUCGUGGAGUCCCUCAACUGCACCUCCGUGGCGUGCCUGGAGGCCGUGCCCGCCCGCCAGGUGAUGGAGGCGCCGCCCCUCGAGUGGCGCCGCCCCGGACACCACGCCUGGCUGGUGGCGGAUGGCCUGGACGUGUCCUUCCUGCCCGCCAUGCCUCAAGUGCCUCUCGUCCUGGGGUCCACAGAGCAGGUGGCUGCCGAGCCCCUGCUGUCCUGGAGGGGCCGCUUGGGGACCUCUCGCUCUCUCCUGCUGGACGCAAUACUGGAAGGUCUCAGGUAUUUUUCCACAGCUCAGGAACAGCCGACCACAGUGCAGCCCAGCAAGGCGGCCGUGGUGACGGGGUACGGGAAGCGAGGGUGGCCGCCCCCACUGUCCAGAAACACGGAGGAGGAGGUGCAGGUGGCGCUGGUCAGCACAGCAGCGGCUGAGGCAGCCCUGGAGCGGUACUCUGAGGAGGUGACGGACCCGUGGCUGCUGCUGACCACGCUGGUAAGCGACGCCACCACCACCUGCCCCGCCCUCGCCGCCGCCGCCUCCAUGGCCCGCUCCCUGGCCCACCGCCGCCGCACACCCAUCACCGCUACGCCUGUGUACGCCUACCUGGCCCACCACGCCCGUGCCGCCCGCACUGGCACCCUGGCGGACGGCACCACUGACCUGGAGGCGCUGCUGGGGCUGCUGCCGCUGCACUCCGCCGCCGACAGAAGCUUUGCCCACUCGCUGCAGGAAUUGUUCUUCCGCUUCGUGGCCGAUGGUGUCCCAGAGCGACAUGACCCCACACCGGCCCAGCUGGGCGUGUACCUGGUAGGGAACGGCUUCACAGUGCAGCGGUCCAGGCCGCUGUGUGACCACUGGGCCAACGCCUCGCACCUUGCCGGCAGGUUCUAGCGGCAGCAGCAGCGGCAGUAGUGGCAGCGGGGGAUAUGGGGGCCGAGGGAGGCAAGGUGAGUGAGGCGCAGGGUGUGGAGGCUCAGGGAGGGGAAGGGAAGGGAAGGCAGUACAGUAAUGUUGACUUGUAGUUUGUAUUGAGCUGCAGGAAGGUUUGGGAGACAAAUUGGUCAAAUGUAUACUAUGUAUAAUUUUGUUUACCUGAGUCUGUAAGACUAACAUUCCAAUCACCUGAUAGUGUAAAGGUUUGUCUCUGUUGGAGAGAUUGUGUGGCACUGCGCUGUGACUGGUGCGGCGCAGCACAGCACAGCACAGCGCAGCGCCACAUGCCGCCGUGCCUUUGUGGAGCAGAACCUUUGUAUGUAAGUGUAAUGUUAUCUGGACUUGGAUGCCUUAGGAAGGACCAUUGCUGACCUGCCGUGGCCCGGCACUGUCUGUGCCCCGGACGGUUGUCGCCAUCCUGUGCAGGGAGACUCCAGGGAGACGCUCCAGGCAAGAUUCUCUCUCUGGUGGAGGUGGACGGUCUUGCCAAAGAGUACACAGUCACUGCCACACUGCCUCUGAUCUCACUGACAAGUAGCGUAGGACCAGAGUCUUUCAGGCCCUCGUGUCACCAGCCAAAGAUACGGAGUGGCAGGAGCUGCGGCCGCUGGGCUGCCCACGGCCACCCACACUCACCUCUCACCCUUGACCCACACACCACAACCCACCUUACUCAUGCAGGCAAAUAAACCUUGCCAAAAUAGACAAGAGUGAAUAACAGAGAUGAGACAUGAGUGGGAAAAGUGACGGGGAAACAGACUGAAGCAGUAGUAUUGUAUAUUUCCUUGCAUUUCAUCUCCAUGUCUUCCUGAGUGAGAGUGUGAAGAGUUGCUGAAAUACAAGGGAACAUGUAAUACUGUAACACUCCUCCUUCAGCCUGGGUUCCUCGUAAACUUUCCCACCCAUUACUUCAAUUUGUUAUGCUGUAAGGAUGAUGUGAAGGUUAGCCACACACUCCCUAGUUGGUGUGGUGUGGUGUGGUGUGGUGUAAGGUGAGGGGCAGGGCGGGUGUGGCGAGGCAGCCCAGCGUUGGUCGUGCCUCCCACUCACCCGACAAACUUUUGUUGAAUCGUGUUUUUAGAGUUUAACGUGAAAAUUACUAAGUGUUUGUAUUAUGAGUUAUGGUAUGAUUUUUGCUGGUCUUUUGAUUUAGUCUGUUUAAAUGAAGUUCUGAUAUGUAUGUAUGCAUUUGAAAGGACACACACACACACACACACACACACACACACACACACACACACACACACACACACACACACACACACACACACACACACACACACACACACACACGAAAUUAUAUUUAUUCCUGUGUUCCUAUAAUGACUCAGAAAAAUAUAUGCAGUGGAACCUUGGUUUACAAAUGUUCCUGUUUUGGAACAAAUUGUUUCACGGAAUGAUUCUUCCAACAACUUUCGCAUUGUAUCAUGGGUUGUGUUUGGGUGUGGGAACGUAGGCAGAGUCUAUAACGUAGGCGCACAUCCUUCAUCCAUCACCCAGCUGUCUGCUGUCAUGUGCAGGUGGUUGUUGUGCAGGGAAGAUGCUUGACCUUGAAAUCAGUGACAAGCUACAGCCUGGUGCCUGACACUUGCCAGUGUGUGAUGAUGAACACCUGCAAGUCAUGGCAGUGUGGUGGAGGCGCACACACUGCCUCACCAAGGGAACUAGUUGGCAUCCAGCCUAUGCAGCUUUCUCUUCCCUGAUUACUGUCAUUGCAUUUCAUUAGCUUUGCCACAGAAAAGUAUUUAAAGAAAUUAAAAAAAAUUACAAUAUUUCAGAUAUUGGAAUAGAUAAUUUUGUACUUACUUUAUUUUCAUUGCAGAAAAAGAUUGGUUGGGUAACCAAGUCAUGGAAGAGUUAGUGAACCAAGCUUCCACUACAUAGAGCAAAGUGUGUUACCUCAGCAUGUUACAUUUUUGGCGGGAAGGCCUAAGGAUGUUAUUAUUUCAACAUACUCAAUGCAAUACCAAGAAGCAGCAAAUCAUUUCAAACACAGGAGUAAUUGUUUUUCUCAUAACACAAACAGACUCAGCCAUACAUGUAGAGAAUUUGAUCUGUGAUACAUCUUGUUUUGUACAGAAAUAAAUACUUUUCAAUGA